This is a messenger RNA of Clarias gariepinus (North African catfish), 225 nucleotides long. RefSeq names its product cAMP-dependent protein kinase inhibitor alpha-like. The transcript has 2 exons. Gene Ontology annotation, molecular function: cAMP-dependent protein kinase inhibitor activity. Gene Ontology annotation, biological process: negative regulation of cAMP-dependent protein kinase activity. NCBI's taxonomy places the organism in Eukaryota, Metazoa, Chordata, Actinopteri, Siluriformes, Clariidae. The record is from RefSeq and is a predicted model, not a curated record. Gene Ontology annotation, cellular component: cytoplasm; nucleus. The coding region runs from base 1 to 225 and encodes 74 amino acids.
AUGACAGAGGUGCAGCCGGUUUUGGACUUUGCCUCGUCAGGAAGGUCCGGACGACGGAAUGCCCUGCCUGACAUUUUAGGCUCACCAGCAGGGGUUAACCCAUCCGACCUCCCGCUGAAAUUGACAGAGCUGUCUCUCACGGAUGGUCCAGGAGUAGUUCAGUCCCCGACAUCAGAAGAGGCCUGCCUGCCUGCAGAGAGCUCUGAGGGGAAUGACAAAUCCUAA